AAUAGCGGAGCGCGCGGAACUACUCAGUGCGUUUUCAUUGGACGGGAGAUUUCGCGGCAGUUCUGCAACGCGCAUGCGUCGUACUGUGUAAAUUCAGCGCGCGGGAUCCGGCCGGUAGACGCUUCUCCGACAUCUUUCUCCGUUCCGCUCAAGUCUUCGUUUCAACAGCUCAGACAUUGUUAUCGUCAAUUCGUACAAGCUGCUAUAAAGAUGUGGAAUCAGGGAGGAUACAGUGAAGGAAGCUCGAUUGGGUACAACCAGUCCCCAGGAGGCUUUGCGUCACCUUCAUUAUCCCAGGGAGGAGAAAAGAAAGGGAGAACACGUGCCACACAGCUUAUCCCAUGCACAGUAUCUCAGCUGAUGUCUGCUGUCCAGACUGAUGAGGCUUUCAGGAUUGGAGAGGUUGAAAUUUCCCAGGUUACUCUUGUGGGUGUUAUCAGGAGCACAGAAAAAUCCAUGACGAACAUCCAGUACAAGGUUGAUGACAUGACUUGUGCUCCUAUGGACGUUAAGCAGUGGGUGGACACAGAGGAUCCCAGUGUGGACAGUACUGUCGUGCCUCCAGGCACAUAUGUCAAAGUCUCUGGCAACCUUCGCUCCUUCCAGAAUCAUAAGUCUGUGGUGGCGUACAAUAUCAGGCCCCUGGAGGACAUGAACGAAAUCACCUCACACAUGCUUGAAGUGGUGCAAGCGCACAUGCAGCUCAGCAAACCACAGACUGUGGUGGGUGGUGGAGGAGAAAUGUCACGGUCUGGUGUUGGAAACAUGGGAGGAAUGGGAGGAGUAAGUGGGGGAUACUCUGGUGCAAACGACAUGGCUUACAAUGGGCUAAACCCAAAUCAGAAUCAGGUUCUGAGGUUGAUAAGGAGUUGUCCAGAUGCCCAGGGAAUCAGUAUUCAGGAUCUUAAACAGCGACUUAGUGGCAUGAGUCUGGCUGUCAUCAAGCAAGCGGUGGAGUUCCUAAGCAAUGAAGGACACAUUUUUUCCACCAUCGAUGAGGAUCACUUCAAAUCGACGGACAGUGAUGACUAGUCUAGUUCCCUUCCAGUUCCUGCUGUUAGCACUUACACACCAGUAAGUUACAUACAGGUGACCUCAACCAGAUCAAAUGUUCGUCACCAGAGUGAUGUUUUUUUUUACACAGGACUAACACUCCUCCGUCAUUUCCACCCAUAUGGUUGUGGUUGUUUGUUUAAUGGCGUGUUACAGAGGGGGUUGUGACUGUUGUUUCAAACAUCCUGUUUUACAUGGUUGCCUCUGCUAUCAAGGCCUCAUGACUUUGCUGUGAGAAACUUCUUUAUCAGUUGAAACCAUAAUUUCCUUUCUUCAUCAAAACAGAUUUUGUCAUUUUAAACCGUUCAUUAUAAAGUUCCUGGAUUCAUUUUGUUUCUCAUCUCUGUAACUUUUUUUUGCCAAAAUUAAAUUAGUUUUCA
Lampris incognitus (smalleye Pacific opah) is the source of this 1433-nucleotide messenger RNA. It is a transcript of the gene rpa2, whose product is annotated as replication protein A2. The transcript has 9 exons. Lineage: Eukaryota; Metazoa; Chordata; Actinopteri; Lampriformes; Lampridae. The coding region runs from base 211 to 1032 and encodes 273 amino acids. Gene Ontology annotation, cellular component: nucleus; chromosome, telomeric region; DNA replication factor A complex. Gene Ontology annotation, molecular function: DNA binding. The record is from RefSeq and is a predicted model, not a curated record. Gene Ontology annotation, biological process: double-strand break repair via homologous recombination; DNA replication; nucleotide-excision repair.